Molecule: messenger RNA, 6537 nt
Organism: Meriones unguiculatus (Mongolian gerbil)
Lineage: Eukaryota; Metazoa; Chordata; Mammalia; Rodentia; Muridae
Gene: Larp4
Product: La ribonucleoprotein 4
Exons: 16
Coding region: 135-2300 (721 amino acids)
Biological process (GO): positive regulation of translation
Cellular component (GO): cytoplasmic stress granule; cytosol
Molecular function (GO): mRNA 3'-UTR binding
Source: RefSeq, a predicted model, not a curated record
CGGCGGGGGAGGAGCCGGGUCCACUGCCGGGUGGAGGGGCAAGGCGAGUGUCCUUAUCCUACCGACCGGGGCCCGGGCCUGUGAGCCAGUUGGAGUCGCGGCAGCGUGAACGAUCGGGCCGAGCGGAAGCAGACAUGUUGCUCUUCGUUGAGCAGGUGACAUCUAAAGGCACUGGUUUAAACCCUAAUGCCAAAGUAUGGCAAGAAAUUCCUUCUGGAAAUCCGGAUGGCACUCCUGUACCCGAAAGCUCUUGGAAUGAAACUGCAGCCACAUCUGGAUCUCACCCUGAGGGUAAUACAGAACUUUCAGAAGAUAUGUGUAAGGAAUAUGAGGUAAUGUAUUCUCCAUCUUGUGAAACCACGAGAAACACUACAGACGUUGAAGAGUCGGCUGAUGGAAUGAUCCUAGGACCUGAAGAUCUGAGCUACCAACUAUACGACGUUUCUGGAGAAAGCAGUUCAACAAUUUCUACAGAAGAUUUAAAGGAGUGCCUGAAAAAACAGUUAGAGUUCUGUUUCUCACGAGAAAAUUUGUCAAAGGAUCUUUACUUGAUAUCUCAAAUGGAUAGUGAUCAGUUUAUCCCAAUAUGGACAGUUGCCAACAUGGAAGAAAUAAAAAAAUUGACUACAGAUCCAGAUUUAAUUCUUGAAGUAUUGAGAUCUUCUCCUAUGGUACAAGUUGAUGAGAAGGGAGAGAAGGUGAGACCAAGUCAUAAGCGCUGUAUUGUAAUUCUCAGAGAAAUCCCUGAGACAACGCCAGUGGAGGAAGUGAAAGCUUUGUUUAAAAAUGAAAACUGCCCCAAAGUGAUAAGCUGUGAAUUUGCACACAACAGCAACUGGUACAUCACCUUCCAGUCAGACACAGAUGCACAGCAGGCUUUUAAAUACUUAAGAGAAGAAGUUAAAACAUUUCAGGGCAAGCCAAUCAUGGCAAGGAUAAAAGCCAUCAAUACAUUUUUUGCUAAGAAUGGUUAUCGAUUAAUGGAUUCCAGUAUGUAUACCCAACCCAUUCAGACUCCAACCCAGUACCCCUCCCCAGUCUUUAUGCAGCCAGUGUAUAGCCCUCAUCAGCAGUACUCAGUGUACAGUAUUGUGCCUCAGUCCUGGUCUCCAAGUCCUGCACCUUACUUUGAAACACCGCUGGCUCCUUUUCCCAAUGGUAGUUUUGUGAAUGGCUUUAGUUCAGCGGGAUCGUAUAAAACAAACGCUGCUGCUGUGAAUAUGGGCCGACCAUUCCAAAAAAAUCGUGUGAAGCCUCAUUUCAGAUCAUCCAGUGGUUCAGAACACUCCACAGAGGGCUCUGUGUCACUGGGGGAAGGACCAUUGAGCAGGUCUAGUUCAAGAAGCUUUCUCUCAGAACGGCACAACCCUGCAGUAACAGUGCAUCAAGAACAGACUUGUCUUCCAAAGGAGGCUCCUGUUUUACAGAUGGAACAGAGUGGGGACUUCGGAAGAGGCAGGAGAACUCUUUUCAGAGGUCGAAGACGAAGAGAAGAUGACAGGAUCCCAAGACCCCAGCCUUCAGCAACUGAAGUGAAGGCCCCAACACCAAAGUUUGACUUACUAGCUUCAAAUUUUCCUCCUUUACCUGGAAGUUCAUCAAGAAUGCCCGAUGAGCUCUCUGUGGAGACCAGAGUGGCCGAUGUCGUCAAAGGUGUCUACAAAGAGAAGGACAGUGAAGACUUGAGAGUUAGUUGCCCGCUCCCUGCAGAGGACGGACAGACAGACUGCACUGCCCAGCAACUCAGCAUAAGUCCCAGUCCUCCAUGUACAGCUGAGCUUCCUGCAUUAAGCACUACUCAGCAAGAGAAGGAUCAAUUGGAGGAUUCCAUUGUUCCAAAGGAUGUUCUCAAUCCGAUGACUGUACCAGUUUCUUCUCCAACUAUCGCAAAGCCGUCAAGGGCAAGCACUGCUUCACCUUGCAGCAGUAACGUGAACACACCCAUAGCUGUGGCCCUACAGGAACCUCGAAAGUUAAGCUAUGCUGAAGUAUGCCAGAAGCCUCCUAAAGAGCCGUCUCAAGGUCUUGUACAGCCACUGCGGGAACUUCGGUCCAAUGUAGUGUCUCCCACCAGAAAUGAAGAGAGCGGAGCUUCUGAGAAGCCUGUUGAGAAACCACACGAGAAACCAGAAACAAGGGCUAGUAAGGAUCAUGCUGGCUUCCGUGGCAAUACCAUUCCCAGGGGAGCAGCUGGGAAAAUCAGGGAACAGAGACGCCAGUUUAGCCAUAGGGCUACACCUCAGGGAGUGACUCGGCGAAACGGGAAAGAGCAGUACGUGCCACCCAGAUCACCAAAGUAAAAGCCAAGCCGUAACAGAAGCUACUCAGAAACUUCUCUCUUCCCGCUAAACUUGAGCCUAUGUUGAACUGUUUGAGAGGGGAGGAGGUAGCCAGGAAAGAAUGGGAAGAAUGUCCCUAAAUGUUAUGGAUUUUGGAAUUGUGAGUAGGAGAAGCCCAAAAUUCAUCUCUAAAUGAUUUUCAAAUGCUGGAGGAUUCCAAUCAGUAUAAAUAUAUAUAUAAAUAUAUAUAUACACACACAUAUAUAUAAAUAUAAUUUUUCUAUUUUUGUUUUUGAUUUUCAUUUGCAGGGAUUUUCUGCCUGGAAUCAAUUUUGAAGGUUCAGAUUUAGCUUGGGAGAGAAAACACAAAAACAUAAUACAUCCUUCAGUAUAGGAGAUGAGGGAGUGAGAGAAAAUAUUUUUUGAAGAAACAUUUCUGUAAAAAUUAGAAAUUACUUUUUUUAAUCUAUUUAAAGUUUGGCUUGAAGAAUGCCAUCUCUGACUACAUGGCCUUGUGUUUCAAAGCAGAUCAGUGGCUGGGGUGUCUGUUCUGGGUAUGAGUGUGUGCAAAAGUGACUUAAGCCAAAUCUGUUGUCAUGUUAGUAAAUGAUUUGAAAACUGAACGUAAUACUUGAGUAGAUUUUUUUAUAGUUUGGGUUUGUUUGACAUUACUAAUACUGUACUGUAUUGAACAAGCUGGUAGGCUCUGAUUGUGUGUGAAGCUGUGACUUCCAGUCCGGUCUAAUACUCAAGGAAAGAGUGGAGAUUAGUGAGAAAAAAAAAUUGAAAAAUUCUGUUUUAGACCUGAAUACUGUGGAGGUCAAAUAGAUUUCAGAGGUUCAAACUGCCCUGUGACUUUUUUCCUCUUUAAGAUGGGAGACAAAAUUUUUUCGUGCUUGUUUGUUUUUUGACUGUCUGCCCCCAAAAGCAAAAUAACCAACCAUUUACUGGACUGUAUGUUUCUCACUGCUUUGACCAGUUUAAUCAUCAUAUGACUAUUCUAGACUGUAUAAUGGAAUAUUGAAAGAUUUUAUCCCUCUAUUAAAACAAUUAAAAUUUUAGGUCCCAGGAUGGAAUUGACCUGCCAGUAAUUUAUUUGCAUUGGUGUUUAAAAAUAGAGUGCUUCUAGGUGUGGGGGCGCACAUCUUCAGUCCCAGCUUCCAGAAGCAGAGGCAGGGGAUCCCUGAGUUCCAGGCCCGCCUGAUUUACAUGAGGUCCAGUUCAUCCAGGACUCUACCUAGUGAGACACAGUCUCAAAAAACAAGAAAGAUGAAACAAUAACUGGCUUUUGAAAACAAAUUUGUAUUAAAUAGAAAAAAAUUCAAGCAUUAAUUUGGGCAACUUUUUUUUUUUUCCUGUGUUCAAUGUUUAUCAUUUUCUCCCCCCGUCCCCCCUCCAAAAUAAUACAGUUUGGAAUUCACAGACUAAAAACAACAGGUCGGGAUAUUUUUGAGAUGAAGUGAGAAAAAUGGUUGAAGAAAAUAAAUGCAUAAGUUCUCAGUGAAUAAAGUUGUAGCUGUCAUAUAUUAAAUAGGCAAGUUUGCAUACUGGUAUUUAGAGAACAGCUCAGAUAUGGAAAACCAUGUUGCAUUAAUCUGUUUUAAGUCAGACCAUUUUUAUAGUUCUAUGUAAGGUGGUGGUUUAUUUUUCUUCUUAGGGAUAGUUUACAGUAGGAAGAACUGUCCCUUAUACUAGUGAGUUACGUAUGUACAAAUUGAAACUGUAAAUUGUGAACACUGGAAAGCACCAUUGUGACAUAAACAUUGUAGUAAUAUAUUUAAAAUGAAUGUAAAUGGAAGUUAAAAUUACAUUACUGUGAAACUUACCUUCCAACUCUUUAAGUGUCAGAGAUUUCUGUUAGUGGGUAAUUCUUAAGAGCUUUGAAAACACUGCACAGUUCGUGUAACCCAGAAUUAUAAUUUCUUUGUAACUUAUUCAGCUUGGCAAGUGCUUUUGAUUUGGUGGAUUGAUAACAUGGUAUAAUAUAUUUACUCAGUUGGAAACAAUUAUUUCUACAUACUAUUUUUUUUAAUAUCUACUAGAUGAAACAUACAAUAAAACUACCUGUACUAAAAUUUGGGAGAACUCUAGGUCCUUUAAAAAGUAUUAAUAAUCAUUAGCUACAUCUAUGAUAAAAGUGUUUAUUCUGGUUUACUUAGAAAUGAUAAACAUUUAAAGUGCUAACAUCUGUGAAUGCAGUGGGUUAAUAGAAUAAACGUUUUGCAAAAAUCGCUUGGUAAGGGUUAUAAACUUUAUUUUUGCACUUAAAGUAAAAAAUACUUUUUGUUUUCUCUAAAUGUGUCACAGCUAUAGGUUCCAAUUCCUUGCUAGCGUGUAUGACUUGCUGGUAACCUAUUACUUUCUAAAACUCUACAGGCUGCUUUUUUACUGCUGUCCCUGAAUGCAGGGCCUUGCACUGGCCCCUUAAGUGUUCCAGCACUGAGCUGUACCCCCAAGUUCUAAAGGUUCCAAAAUUCAAGAAAAUUUUGCUUUUAAAAAAAGAAGUAUAUUCUUGUUUGUUUGUUUAUUUGUUUUUUCUUCAAAUCCUGGGCAUGAACAUUUUUUUAAAUAUAAGAUUUUUAUUUUAAUUGUGCUCAGUACUUCUAACAGCUUUGAUGGGUGCAUGCAGGGGUCAUGAGAAUUAAUGUGGUAUGUAUAAUCACAGUGUGUAUUUGACAGUUAUUUUAUUGGAGCGGAUUUAGGUUUUGUGUGUAAAGGACGCCUGUGAGUUGUGUGAAACUGGCCUUUUCCCAUCGUCAUCAUUCAAGCCGAUUGGUGGGUGUUUGUUAUACUUCAACUAUUUGUUGGUUCUUUAGAUGGGGGAAUUUAAAUAUCAGUUUGCUCUUCGCCCUGUGGCUUAACACUUCCUUACAUUAUUGAAGCCAAAAGUAGAAUAACUGACCCUGAUGUGUGCUGCAGUGGUCCAUUGUAGCUCUCAGCGUGAAGAGAGCAGAACUCACACAGGUCCUCACCGUGCGCUUCGCAGAGAAGGUGCACAAGUGGCAUGGCCAGACCUUCUCUGUCUUCUGUCUUGAUGGGAUCAAAAGCCAAUCUCUAAUCUGAAUAAUCUCAGUUUUGCCAAAUACAGUCAAUGGCAAAGUACUGAUCCAUCUACAUUUUUACCAGCUUGUAGUUUAGAGAAAGAUGAGACCUUCCAAUGAUAGGGGUUUGUUGUCUUACCUGCAUAUUUUACAUAGGAUGUGCAGAAUUUUAAUUUAUUUUUAGUUCCUAAAGUUAAGGUAGAUUCAAUAUUUCACAUUCCCUUUUUUCCUUUUAUUUUUCUUUCUCUUUUUAAAUAAACAGAUUUGCUUUCAAAGACUUUUAGGGGUGGAAUUAAGUUAGUGUCUUUCACUUAGGGUAAAGAGAACGAGAAAUUUUAUUUAAGAGUUAGGAGCACUUUGUCUAGUUCUGUUAGUUACAUAUGGCCUUAAUAAUCAGUCUCUUGGCUUAAAUGUUCACUGGUUUUACUUUGACACAGUUGAACAGCACUGGGGUUCAGUUCUUGAUGUUUGUGUUGUCAAUAUAUAUUAACCAUAUUUUAGAGUAUCAAUUCUGGCUUUUUAUGGAGAAGAUAAAAAUCAAACAGUAUAUUCCUUUUGAGGGUUUUUUAAACUACGUAAAUAUAUAUAAAUAUAAUAUAUGAUGGAUUUUUUCUAAUUUUUUAUAUUUCCUUACAGUUGGUGACUGUUAAUCUAACUCUACACUCUUUGGCAUACACUAAGUAGCUAGUCUGGGCUCUCAAGAAUAUGCAUGGACAUUUCAGUUUUUGUUAGCUGAGUGAGGAAAUUUUGAAUUAUCUUUUAAAAGUCACCUGAUUAUUAAAUAACUUGAUGUUUAUUUUUAAACUAACAAUUUGUUAUGUCUUAGGUAGUCCUAAAGGCGUGGCUCAGAUGGCUUCAAGCUGCGGGCCAAGUGUUCUGGUUUCCCUUCUAUAGCACAGAACACUGAUUAGUAAUAUAAAGAGAUACCCACGUCAAUGUUCUGUUUUGUUUUUUCCAACUGAUUCAGGUGUCCCUUGAGUGACGUAUCUUAAAUGUUGGGGAAGUGGGGUGUCAGAACCAGUUAUCUGGCUUCUGUUUGUCCAUAGCUUAGAUUUGUUCUGUUGUCAAAACUGUCCCCCACAAAAACAUGUGGCACAUACUCAUGCAUAAACUGUUAAAAUGAACAUCUUUGUAUUUGUAUUUGUUUUCAACAUUGCCAAGGUGCUAUGGGAAAUUUAAAUUACAAAAUUAGAAAAAAAUAAAAUUAUCAAAAAGCA